CCGUGAGUGGGGAAGAGACAGAGAGAGAGACAGAGAGGGAGAGAGAGAGAGAGCGCGCGAGAGAGAAAAAGAGAGAGAGAGAGCGCGACCGAGCGAGAGAGCGAGCGACAGAAAGGAAAAAAAAUCCGAAGGGUUCUUCUGCGCACGUGCGGCCCCGCCCACAUUUUUGUGCCCGGAAGUUCCCGACGCUGGCGUCCGUGUGGUCUGUGUCGCUGCAGGUGUCGCGCGCUGGCGGACUCGGGUCCCUGGGCGUGCGAUCGCUUGCGGAGAAGGUGCGUGGAGGGAUGUGAACGCGGACGUGAGUGUGAAGGGAGGCCCUGGCCCCGGAGCGCAGCGGCAGCGGCAGCGGGAGCAGAGGGCUCUUCGGAGCUGCCCUGGGAAUUGAAGAAUCCCUCCCCUGGGAGGUGACCACAGCACCUGAACCCUCUUGCUUCAUUGAAGAGCUAAGAGAAUCACAGGUAGAAGGAAGCUCCACUUCGCAGUGAUUGAUGCUACUGCCCUCAGUCACAGCAGGUGACUGGCCCCUCCAGCACUCACCAGAGACUGGUGACAUUGGAAGUUUAGAUCGACAGCCCAGGCUGGAGCAACAGUACAGUGGGUGACGCAUUCGCCUUGCACACGGCCAGUCCUGGUUCAGUCCCCAGCAACGCAUGUGGUGCCCAAGCCGGCCGCCGAGUGAUUCCUGAACACAUAGACCGACACCCCAGGAGAGCUGAGCCAGGCUGAGGUGUAGCGGAGGACUCCAGCACUGCUGCUAAUUGGAGGGCCUCAGGAGAGAAAACUCACUAAAGAAUCUUCCGUGUCUCUAAGGGUGAAGGAAUGAAAGAAAUGGAUCAGUCUUUGAUGGUGUUUUUUGAGGAUGUAUCUGUGGACUUCACCUGGGAAGAGUGGCAGCAUCUCGAUGAUGAGCAGAGGACUCUGUACCGGGAUGUGAUGCUGGAGACCUACAGUCAUCUGGAGUCAUUGGGACAUUCAGGAGUCACCAAACCUGAGGUCAUCUUCAGGUUACAGCAAGGAGCAGAGCCGUGGAUGGUCAAAGUACCCCCAGCCCAGAACAUCUCAGGCCCAACUAUAAAUACUGGAAACUAUUCCAGAAUGUUGCCGGAGGUGUAUGAUGUAUUUAAGAACAAGUUUCUACUACUUAAGUCUGAUGAGAUGCAUCCUGCAGAGAAACCUGAGGGCUUUAAUUCAAUUGGAAAAUCCCUUGCUUUUGAGGACGAACAUCAUCCAAGCAGUCAGAGUGCGAAUGCUAUUAAGAAAUCAUACCUCACUCACAUUCAGAAAACCGAGGUAGGAGAGAAAAUAUCUGAAUCUAAUGUAUAUGGUAAAAUUCCCUACAAAAUGUCUAGUGUUGUUAAAUAUCAAAACAUAUGCACAGGUGAGAAAUCUUAUAAGUAUCAGAAAACCCCUCAGUCUUCAACCCUUAGACAUCAGAGAACUGACUCAGGACAGAAAUCCUAUAAUUGUAAAGAAUGGAGGAAAACAUAUUCACCACAGUCCUGCCUCACUGUGCACCACAGAAUUCACACAGGAGAGAAACGCUUUGAAUGUAAAGUGUGUAGAAAAACUUACUCUUGGAAGUCAUACCUUGCUGUCCACCAAAGAAUUCAUGCAGGAGAGAAACGCUUUGAAUGUAAAGAGUGUAGGAAGACAUUCUUUUCAGGUUCGAACCUCAUUGAACACCAGAGAAUUCACACAGGAGAAAAACCCUUUGAAUGUAAAAUAUGUAGGAAAACUUACUCCCGGAAGUCAUACCUCAAUGUACACCAGAAAAUUCACACAGGAGAGAAACGCUUUGAGUGUAAAGUAUGCAGGAAAACUUACUCCUGGAAGUCAUAUCUCACUGUCCACCAGAGAAUUCACACAGGAGAGAAACCCUUUGAAUGUAAAGAAUGUAGGAAGACGUUCUUUUCAGGUUCAAACCUCAUUGAACAUCAGAGAAUUCACACAGGAGAGAGACCCUAUGAAUGUAAAGUUUGUAGGAAAACUUACUCCCGGAAGGCAUAUCUCACUAUACACUACAGAAUUCACACAGGAGAGAAACGCUUAGAAUGUAAAGAAUGUGGGAAAACUUACUUUUCAAAUGCAGACCUCACUGAACACCAGAGAAGUCACACAGGAGAGAAACCCUAUGAAUGUAAAGUAUGCAGGAAAACUUACUCCCGGAAGUCAUACCUCGCUGUUCACCAGAGAAUUCACACAGGGGAGAAACUCUUUGAAUGUAAAGAAUGUAGGAAAACUUUCUUAUCUGGUUCAAACCUCAUUGAACACCAGAGAAUCCACACAGGCGAGAAACCCUUUGAAUGUAAAGAAUGUAGGAAAACUUUUGCCUCUAGAUCAAAUCUCAAUGCCCAUCAGAGAAUCCACACAGGAGAGAGACCCUAUGAGUGUAAAGAGUGUGGAAAAACUUUUUCCUGGAGGUCACAUCUCAUUGAACAUCAGAGAAACCACACAGGAGAGAAACCCUAUGAAUGUAAAGAAUGUAAAAAAACUUUCUCUUGGAAGUCAGCUCUCUCUGACCACCAGAAAAUUCACACAGGGGAAAGACCCUACGAAUGUAAAGAGUGUACGAAAACUUUCAUCUGGAAGUCAAACCUUAUUGAACACCAAAGAAUUCACACACGAAAGAAAUCCUAUGAAUGUCAAAAAUGAAGGCCAAACUGAGGACAUAUCUCAUAGAACUCAUGGGAGAGAAACCUUAUGAAGGUAUAGAACAUAGGGAAUCUUUCUACACUAACCAUAGUAAAAUUGGGCCAGAGCAAUAGUACACAGGUAGGGUGCUUUCCUUGCACACAGCCAACCUGAGUUCAUUCCACGGCACCACAUAUGGUCCCCAACACCCACCAAGAGUGAUCCCUGAAUGUAGAGCCAGGAGUAAGCCCUGAGCACAGCCAGGUAUGACCCUUAAAAUUAAAAAAUUCUAUAAGAAGUUAUUUCUCUAAAUUUUAAUCACAUAAUUCACAAGAUAUAGAAACUACGGAUGGGGGUAAGGGGGAGUACUUGCUUCACUUUCUCCCAGAAAUCACAAUAGUACUCUGCCAGUAGUACACUGAUCAUAUAUACACCUCAGUCAGUAUUCACAUAGCAUAGGAGAGGAACCUUAUAUAUGUCAAUAUAUUAAUAUAGAGAAAUUUGUUAAGUUAGUGACACUCCUGGCACAAAUCUGGAAAGAAAGCUGCUGCAUGCACCCUCAUAUCACAACUAUUCUCAGCUUUUGAGAAGCUUAUCCUGACAUGGCACAAAUUCUUCAGUUGAAUGCCAUUGGUGAAUUACUGCAGUUUUUCUGCAAUGAACAACAGAUUACUAAGCAUUGUUGUUUGGGGCACUAUGCUCUGGUAUCUCUGCAAUAAAGAUGACUUUAUGAUACUGACAUGACUUGUAAACUUUUAUUUAUUCAUUCAUUAUCACAGUGUAUCUGUUGAUUUUCAUUUUUGUUUUGUUUGGGGGACACAUCAUUGGAUGCUCAGGGCUUACACCUGGCUCUGCUCUGAGGAAUCACGCUUGGAGGGCUUGGGGGACCACAUAUGAUACCUGGUGCAAACAUACCAGUUGCCUCUCCUAUCUGUCCAGCCCAAUUUUCAAAGUAUUCCUAAGUAACAGUGCUGAAGAGAUGGUUCAGUGGGCUAGAGUACAUACAUUGCAUGCAGGAAAUCCAGAUUCAGUCUCUAGCAUUGCCUAUGGUUUCCUAAGCACUGGCAGAAGCAACCUCAAAGCAGUAAGCCAGGAGUCUUUGAGUACCCCAGGAUAUGAGCAGAAAAUGAAAUAACCAAUUAUUUUGUUUUCUAGUAUAGUACUUUCAUUAUAUUGAAUAGUAUUUGACAAUUCCUGAAAUGAUUUAUACACUCAGUCCACAUGUAUAAUGUAAGUUAUAUAACUUCUAAUACUGAUUUUUAAGAUAUUUAGAAUAAUUUGAUGUUUUUGUAGUUUGUUAAAUAUUUUUACUGCUGGAGUUUUAGCGUUUUUUACAUAAAUUGCUGUCUAAUCUUAAAGACAUUUAUAAUUUGAACUGAUUAUUUGUUCUUAUUUUUAUUUUGAAUCAAUAUUACAAACUAUGAAACCAUUUUUGUUUUCUUAAGAUAUACAGGUACAAAGCUGUUGGUGAUUGGGUUUCAGUCAUACAGUUUUCCAACACCCUUUCCUUCACCAGUAUACAUCUCCCACCACUAAUGUCCCCAGUUUCCCUAUGGUCCCACUCCCAGCCUCUAUUGCAGCAUUCUCUCUCCCCCCUCUCUCCCCACCCCCCAUCCAUGAGAUGCAUGCGCUAUACUGAUAGGAUAUUACCAGUUCGUUGAUUAGACAGGUAUAAUUAUCCACAUCACCUGAGAAUUCAAGUACUGUGGUUUUUUAUCCAUUGGUUUUAGGUUUGGGCUACAUCCAGUGAUGCUCAGGGCUUACUCCUGCCUCUAUGCUCAGGGAUCACUCCUAGAGGCCUCAGGGAACCAUAUGGGAUGCUGGGGAUCAAACCUGGGUAGUCCAUCCAUGUGCAAGGUAAACACCCUCCCCGCUGUCCUAUUACUCUGCACUCAGGUGUUCUUAUGUUGUUUUCUUCCAGGGGAUCAGUGUUCUCUAGUAUGAGGUCCUACAUGGUCCUCUGCCUAACACAUCAUCAUUAAUUCUUUAAUGAGAAAGUAUUAAUUUUCCCCAAGUCCUUUUAUUUUUGCCCAGGCCACAGACUUUGACUCUUAUCUUGUGCUUAAUUUGGUUGGUAUAUAGGGGGGACUACUCAAAACCUUACUCAGGCUGAACCAGCAGUACAACGGUAGGGAACUUGGCCUUUCCUUUGUUUUGGGGGGCCAUAUCUGCUGAUUGUCAGGGGCUACUCCUGGCUGUUUGCUCAGUCAUCACUUCUGAGAGUGCCUUGGGGAUGAGGGGUAUAUGGGAUGCCAGGUGAUACCAGGUAUCAAACCCAUUGACUGUAUGCACUGCAAGUGCCCUACCCACUGUACUCUCUCUGGCCCCCAGCACUUGGCCUUUCACUCAGUUGACUCAGGUUUGAUCCCUGACACUGACACACACACACACACACACACACACACACACACACACACACACACACAGUUUGAGUACCUAACUCCCAGUAAAAGAAUUCGUAAGCCAGGAGGCUAGAGAGAUAGCACAGUGGACAAGACCUUGCCUUGCAUGUAUCUGAUCUGGGUUCAAUCACUGGUACCUGAUACAGUCCCUGAGCCCAGCUAGGUGUGCCAUUCCCAAACUAAAACAAAAAACAAAGACUUCACAAAGCAAAGCCAUUAAGAGAAAAAAUACAAAAGGACCAGUGUCUGUGAUAGAAUAAGAACCAAUAUACUUCGAAAGAAUCAUUGAUUAUCAAUAUAUUUAAGAGAUUUUGUAAAAUACUUUAGACAUAAUCAUAAAAAUAAAAACCAGCACCAGAGAUUGUAUGGGUGCCUGCCUUGCACAUGGCCAACUGGGUACCAAUCCCUAGCACCCUCUUAGGUCCACGAAGUCCCACCAGGAGAGAUCCCUGACUGCAGAGCCAGGCCUAAGCCCUGAGCACUGCUGGGUGUGGCCCAAAAAUGCAAAAACAUUGGCAGUCUGCAGUGGUAGCAAGCCAGUGGCAGCCUGCUGGUGGCAGCCCAGUCACCACCAGGCAGUUCGCAAAGUGGUGGUCGACCCGCGAGGCCAGUGCAAAGAGACAGACAUCCCUCACAAGUCUGCAGGUGCAACUUCCCACCAGCGGACCCUGAGGAGACGCCCCUUGACAGCGGGCCCAGUGUUAACUGAGUCACUGACCCGGAACACCACCAACACCACUAUGCCAGGAACUCCAGCAACAAGGAGCCAUACAGAAAUGGCAGCCUGGGGCCGAAGCGGCAAUCCAAUUGGGAUGGAGCUUGCCCUGCACACAGCUGACUGUUGUUUGAUCUCCAGCACUGUAAAGAAUGUGUGUUUGUGGGCUUUCUGGGUAGCUCUCCUACGGCUCACAUUCGGUGCUCUCAAGUCGCUGUGUAUGGACAGAAUCGCGAUGGCUAUAGGCGAUGGGCAGGCAAAGGAAGAACAAGGACCAGGCUGGUUGCUGAGUUUAUCUCUUUCUCAUCUCUCGCACUCUUCUUUCCUAGCUCUUCAUUCCUCCAUCCCCACUCUCCAGAUUCUGCCCUCUGGAUUCAGACUCUCACUACUUCUCUUGGAUUCUGACCUGACCCCCACUGCUUCUCUUGGAUUCUCAACCCCCUCAACUUCUCUCUCCACCCCUAUUUAUCUCUCCACCUUGCCCUCCGGGCCAAAGGUCCACCUGGUCUGGAAGCAAAACCAACAUAAGGAAGCCCUUCCUGACGGCCCAUGGGCAAAAUACCACUUAAGGUGUUUUUCUCCUUUAGUUUUUUUUGUAUGGACACAGUAAGAGAUAACAUUGAGGCUUAUAGGGUAGCUCUCCUGGGAACAUCUUGCCAAGACUCAGACUACAGAGCUCAGGCCAGAUUAAUCAUUCCUAACCCUAGCAGGGUCCAAAUCUAGUUAUUACUUUUUGGAUCAUGACAGCAUUUGUCCAUGACUAAGCUCUUAACUUAGAGUUAAGCAUUAGGCACUUUGGCCAGGCCCAUCUCGAUGCUAGGGUAGCACAUAACUCACCGCUUGCCCUGGGUCUAUCCAGUCCCUCAUCGGGAUCCUUCUUUUGGGGGUGCUAGGAAGUAAGGCAGCUGAGGCUUAGGUUGAGAGGACAGAUGCCCAGGAGGAAAGUAUCAUUUAGAGUCAAAUGACUCCCACAUAACAAAAGCAUAGCAUUUACUACUGUCUUCCUUUGCCCAUACAAAAAGGACAUUGCUCUGAAUAUACUAUACAAAGAACUUAGGGAGAAGAGAAAAAUAAUAUUUACAAGUCAACCGAGCACAAAAAAGAUAAGUUACAAAUAAACACAGAAAAAAAGGAGCACUGUGAUGGAACAACCCAAUAAACCUAAACUACCCAAGCCUAUGUUAUCCUGCACAGCACCUCCACAAAUGAUCCCUAAACAGAGCCAGGAGUAACCCCUGAGCACAGCCCUCAAAUAAAUUCCCAACAACAAAAGCAGCCUUCAGGUGGCGCCAUCAGUGGAAUCAUGUCCCCUUCAAGGGUGAUGGGGAAUAAUGCCUCACAUGGAGAAGCAGGGAGGGCGCUUACCUUGCAUGCAGCCCAUCCAGGUUAAAUUCCCAGCAUCCCAUAUGGUCCCCGAAACCUCCAGAAGUAAUUCCUGACUGCAGAGCCAGGAGUAAGCCCUGAACAUUGCCAGGUAUGGCUCCCAGACAAAAGCUGAGACAGGCACAGGAAGAUGUUGGGGAAAGGGGGUGUGACGGGACAGGAUGGGGAUCCUUCCACACCCAGAAACCACACCACCAACUCUCCCAGGACUUUCAGAGAUAGAAAUCUCUAUUUCUAUGGCUUCUUCUAAAAACAAGGCUUUUCUAUAAUCAUUUGAGAACAGAAUCAGAUUCUGUGUUAAGCUCUAAUAAUGAAAUGACAUUCCUUUUUUGUUUGUUUUUUUUUUUUGCGUUUUGGGUCAUACCCGGCGAUACACAGGGGUUACUCCUGGCUCAUGCACUCAGGAAUUACUCCUGGCGGUGCUUGGGGACCAUAUGGAAUGCUGGGAAUCAAACCCGGGUCAGCUGUGUGCAAGGCAAAUGCCUCACCCACUGUGCUAUCGCUCCAGCCCCUAAUAAUGAAAUGAAAUAGAAGGGCUCAGUUUUUUUUAAUCAUGCAAGAAAUUCGUAUUUAUUGGGUUUCUGGGAGGGUGAGGCGACAGACCCCAAGAGGUACCAGGGCAAUUCACCAAUUAACUUGGGAUGGUAUCAAUUCCUGACACAUCUCCCGGGUGUGUGUGUGGGGGGGAAGAGGGCGGGGGAGGGGUUUUGUCACUUUUCAGAGGAAUACUAAGAUGUAGUUAGGAGGAAAAGUGUUUCAAAGUAAAAUUAAAGUUACGAUGUCCAGGGCUGGAGCAAUAGUGCAGUGGGCAAGGCACUUUCCUUGCACAUGGCCAACCUGAGUUUGAUUGCCAACCCCACAUACAGUCCCCUGUGCUGUGCCAGGAGUGAUCUCUAAGCUCAGAAUCAGGAGUAAAUCCUGAGUAAAUUUCAGCCACUGGGCAUGGCUGAAAAACAAACAAAAAAUUAUGACUCCUUGGAAAUUGUGGCAAUGUUAUUGUUUUUAACAAGUAGUUAUUAAAUAUUUAAUAGUUAUAUGGUUAUUUAUUAGUUAUUAAAACUAAUCUCUUCUUAUUCUUAAUACUCCCCCCCUUUUUACUGAUUCACUGUGAAGUACAGUAACGAAAGCUAUCAUGUUUGAGCUUUGAUCAAACAAUCAUCACACAGGAUGGUGUUUACCCAUCCCUUCACUAGUGCACGUUUUCCACCACCAAAAUCUCCAGUACUUCCCCACCCACAUUCCACACCUUCCCCUGCCUAUGUGGCAAUUUGCACAAUACUCCCUACUUUGGUUACAUCUGUUAUUUUGACACCAGCCUCACCACCAAACCUGCUGAAAAGGCAAUGCUAGAUGUUUUGUAUUGCUUGAUAUGGAUAAAAUAUAAUGUUGCAUGGCCGGUCUUGCAGAAUUCCUGGAAGAAUUCUUCUAGGAAUUCUAAAAUUUUAAUAAUUAGGAUCUGGAGAGAUCUCUGCAGCCAAGCUGCUCAGUUCCAAGAUUCGUGUGUCUCUGGAUCAUGGAACUUAAGUUGACAGUGGCCGUAUGUGGGCGUCACCUCAGAGUCCCAAUGGGGUGGGGGGAAGGAGAAGGGCCAACUUGUCUUCUGUCCCGUGAGGCCUGUUGUUUGCCACCACCACCACCACCACAUACCUGGAGCUUUCGCUGAGUUCUAGAAGAUGGUGACUGCUGGGAUCCCUAGGGGGCAGGUGGAGGGACGGCACCUGUUCCCAUCUGGAGUGGCCUAUUGCAAAGUUCAGAGCCAUUUCUGUAGCAAGUUGCUUGAGUCCAAGAUUCGUGUGUCUUAAUACAUUUUUUAAAAACUACUCCUGCACUAAAUUCCAAAGCUCUGGUUUACAUUUCAACUUUAUUUAAAAUUAUAUGUAUUUCUUUGAUUCUAGUUUUUUUUUUUUUGGACCACACCCAGCAGUGCUUAGGGCUUACCUGGUGGUGAUUGGUGAACUAUAUGUGGUGCUAGGGAUUCAAACCAGGUAAAUCUGCAUGCAAGGCAAGCAUCUUACUCCUGCACCAUUUCUUUAAACCUUAUGCUCAUCUUUGGUAGAACAAUUUUGGAAAUAUUAUUAUUGAGAUAUUUUGAGCACAUCGAGUUUUGUUCAGUGACUUCAGUGUUGUGGCAUACUCAGAACCAGUGUAUGCUGGGGCAGAAUUCUAUGUGGUCACUUACUGGCCUCAGUGGCCUCAUUUGUCUACUUGGAACUUCUGCAUGUUAUUUACCCUAGGAACUGAUAAUAAAAUGUUUCCUUGGGAAAGAGGGAUGAUGCCAGGGAAAGUUUAAAAAUGCACCAAGGAAUAGAAAAACUCCACAGUAAAGCACUUCCCUAGGUUGAAUCAUUAACUCUUCAUGAUUCCUUGAAUACCAACCAGAGGGAGUAGUUUGUGAUUACCUAAGUUUUAAAGAUGUUCCUUACAGAGCAGCCAGAACCAUAGUACAAUAGUUUGAUGAAUGUUGAAAAAUUGGGUGUCUGAAACUCAACCUCAAGCUGUAAAUCACGGUGAAUUUUAAAAAAUUAAUUAAAAAUACAUUAUGGGACUGAAGUGACAGUAUAGUGAGGAGGGUGCUUGUCUUGCAUGCGGCUGACCCAGGUCUGAUCCAUGGCACCCCAUAUGGUUCCCAGAGACCUCCCAGAAUAACUCGGGUAUAGGUUAGGUACAGACUGAGCAUCACUCGGUAUGGCACAAAAACAAAGAAAACAGUCAUAUAAACUUUCAAUAUAAUCCUUCACAAUUACAAGAUGUUUAAUAUCUAAGCUCCCAUACAAAUCUAGUAAGUUAAAAGGACUUUUUCAUCUUGGGUCAAGUUAACGUUCUCAGGGGCUGCUACUGGCAGUGCUGGGGUCUAAACAGUGAUUCUAGUCUUCCACAAGAAGUAUGCACUCCAAAGUUAAAAUAAAAAAGAAGUAUGCACUCCAGCACUGUAUGCCAUUCCUCCAACCCCAAUGUUGUAAAUUUUGUUGGAAACUUUUAUAGACAAAGUAUAUUUGAACUGCACUUUAUUUUCAGUAUGUAUGUUAUCUCUGCCCAACAGUUAUUCUACAUGUAUUUAAAAUUUUUUUUUCUACAUGAAUUUUCUACGUAAAGACUGCACAGAAAAGCCUGUCCCAAACUUAAGAAAUGUUGUAAAAAAAAAAAAAUUGGGGGCUGGAGCGAUAGCACAGCAGGUAGGGCAUUUGCCUUGCACGCGGCCGACCUGGGUUCGAAUCCCAGCAUCCCGUAUGGUCCCCUGAGCACCGCCAGGAGUAAUUCCUGAGUGUAGAACCAGGAGUAACCCCUGUGCAUUGCCGGGUGUGACCC
Sorex araneus (European shrew) is the source of this 10437-nucleotide messenger RNA. RefSeq names its product zinc finger protein 345-like. Lineage: Eukaryota; Metazoa; Chordata; Mammalia; Eulipotyphla; Soricidae. The record is from RefSeq and is a predicted model, not a curated record. Bases 820 to 2652 code for a protein of 610 amino acids. The transcript is spliced from 6 exons. Gene Ontology annotation, biological process: negative regulation of transcription by RNA polymerase II. Gene Ontology annotation, molecular function: DNA-binding transcription repressor activity, RNA polymerase II-specific.